Messenger RNA from Ceratitis capitata (Mediterranean fruit fly), 930 nucleotides. Its product is annotated as vesicle transport protein SFT2B. The record is from RefSeq and is a predicted model, not a curated record. The transcript is spliced from 4 exons. Gene Ontology annotation, biological process: vesicle-mediated transport. Lineage: Eukaryota; Metazoa; Arthropoda; Insecta; Diptera; Tephritidae. Bases 187 to 675 code for a protein of 162 amino acids. Gene Ontology annotation, cellular component: membrane.
CGAGUGACAAUCCAAUCAGAAGCGAUUGUUUCUCUUCCGCAAAUUCAUUUUUGUUGCAUAUUUAUAUUCGGUUAUUUCUGUUAUUUUACUUUUAUCUGGAAGUUUUUGCAUUGUGUAGGAGUUCAAAGGAUUUUAUUUAUAAAUUAAAUAUAUUUUGGCCUUCAAAAAAAAAAAAACACAAUUAAUAUGGAUAAAUUACGACGUGUACUCAAUGGAAAUGAUUCCACCCCAGAAGAGGAGAGCAGUAUUAUUACACAGAUUAAUGAGAUGUCUACACUCAGCUGGUCGACUCGCAUCAAAGGCUUCUGCAUUUGCUUUGUGCUUGGCAUCGUACUUUCGUUUCUCGGCUCAUUGGCCCUCUUCCUGCACCGCGUUGUGGUAUUUGCGGUCUUCUAUACGGUUGGAAAUAUAAUAUCAAUGGCGAGUACUUGCUUUCUUAUGGGGCCAGUUAAUCAAAUCAAAAAAAUGUUCUCAUCCACACGUUUAAUAGCCACUUGCAUUGUGCUUGUAUCUAUUGUUAUGACUUUUAUAGCUGCUGUUGUGCUCCAUAAAGCCGGCCUGACUUUAAUUUUUAUCAUCAUUCAAUCAUUAGCAAUGACCUGGUAUUCACUCUCCUACAUCCCAUAUGCUCGCGAUGCCGUUAAGAAAACCGUAUCAGCUUGCAUUGAUGCGUAAAAACAGCAAGUUGUAUUAUGCUAGAACAUGUGUGUUGCUGUGUUUGCACCAUAGUAGUCUACUAUUGUUUAUAUACAUUUACGUAAUUUUCAUCCACUCAAUUUGCUAGCAUACCUAUACUAAGUUAUUUCUUUGUCUUAUUAAUUCAAUUGUAAUAAGUACUAUUUCCAAUUGAUUUUAAAUAACCUGUUAUUCCACAUUUAAAACUAAUGUUAACAUUUUUUAGUAUAAAAAAUUUAAAUCUACAUUUGUUAA